This is a messenger RNA of Lathyrus oleraceus (garden pea), 3308 nucleotides long. RefSeq names its product PWWP domain-containing protein 3. The coding region runs from base 196 to 3045 and encodes 949 amino acids. Lineage: Eukaryota; Viridiplantae; Streptophyta; Magnoliopsida; Fabales; Fabaceae. The record is from RefSeq and is a predicted model, not a curated record. The transcript is spliced from 2 exons.
AAUAUUAAAAAAUGUCAAUAUUUAUAACCCCAGAAUCACAUUCUUCUUCAUUAGUUUUCUUCUACUAUCAUAUUCUCAGCUAAAUAGUUUCAUCAAUCAUUUCACAUUCACAACAGAAAUUAAACCUUUGCUACUUCCUGUUCUAGUUUUCAUCUUCAAGGUUGGUUUUUAGGUGAAAAGAUUUGUUCUAUUUUGAUGGGUAUGGUUGAAACUCAAUCGAAGGAACCAUGUGGGGUUUCAAGUAGUUUAGCUGAAAAUGUCAUUGUUGAAGUUGAUGGUUCAGAGAAGGUGGAGAAUGAGGUUAAGGGAGGUCUUGGAAGUUUGGAAAGUGGAAAUGAGAAUGGUGCUGGAGAGAGAGGUUUGAGUGAUGAUGGUGUCGUAGUUGUUGAAGUUGUUAAGAGUAAUGUUUUCGAGACCGAGGUUUUGGUUUUGAAGGAAAAUGAUUCUCAGGUUGUGGCUGAUUCUGAGAUGAAUAAUGGGGUGUCUUCUGUUUUGAAAAUGGGAGAAAACGAUAGAAUCGUUGACGGGAAAAUUGAGACUAUUGAGGUUCCGAUUGUAGAGAUAAGUGAGAACAUUGAUGCUGAAGUGAAUGGGAAGAAGGAGAGUGAGGAAGGAAAGAAAGAUGAAAAUUGUGAUGAUGUUGUGACAUUUGAAGUACCAAUAGUUGAGACGAAUGAGAACAUUGAUGUUGAAAUUGAUGAUUUGUUUGAUGAAAGGUAUGGUUAUUCUGUUGGUGAUUUUGUUUGGGGUAAAAUUAAGAGUCAUCCUUGGUGGCCAGGUCGAGUUUAUGAUCCAUCCGAUGCGUCGGAUUUUGCUUUGAAGCUGAAACAGAAGAAUCGGCUCUUGGUGGCUUACUUUGGUGAUGGAACAUUUGCUUGGUGCCAUCCGUCGCAAUUGAAGCCUUUUAAGGAAAAUUUUGAUGAUAUGGCGAAACAAAGUAGUUCCAAAAGUUUUACCAAUGCUGUGCAAGAAGCUGUAGAUGAGGUUGGAAGGGUUCUGGCUAUGAAGAUGAGUAGUCCGUUUGUUGUGGCUGAGGAAACUGAGUCUGAAUUUGCUCCAUUGUUGGCGAAGAAUUCAGGAAUCAAGGAAGGUGUUUUUGUGCCUGAAAGUGGCAUAGAGAGACUUUCAGCUGUUUCAAUCAAACCGGCUGAAUUACUUUCUCAAGUGAAACAAAUUGCUGAAGUUGUUGAUAUUGCUAGUGUUCUUGAGCUGGAAAUCUUAAAGGCCCGGCUUUCGGUUUUUUAUUUCUCGAGAGGAGGGUAUAAGUUACCUUGUUAUGAGAAUCCCAAACGAGUUCUCGGACUUGAAGAUAAAGAUGAUGUAGAUAAUGCAGUGGAAGCACCGUUCCAAGGCCCGUUUGAAGAGGACUUCUCUACCCUGCCAUUGAGCCCGAAAUCGGGUGAACCGCAUCGUUCUCCAGGGCUUUCAGGAAGUAGAUCGAACCGGAGAAGAAAGCAGAAAAGCAUUGCUGACAUUAUGGGGGAGGAUAAUGAUGCUGAUGCAAAAGAUAAGGAAGAGGAUUCAAGUGAUGAUGAAGUUCUUAUUGCAAUUAGGUCAAGGGGUAAGAAGAAGAGAAAAGAUAGUGAUGACGCAAUGACACCUAAACCGGUUCGUAAGAGAAAAGAGUUGAUUAUAGACACUGAUGGAAAGUUUGAAAGAGCUGGAAAAGAAAGCCUCGAGAGGAAGAAAAACAGCGAAAAUCGCAAAUUGCGGCGUUCGAAAGAGAAAAAAGAAGAAGCUGUUGACAAUGAAAACAUCAGCGAUGAGAGGAACGAAAAGGAAAAUGAUGAGAGCAAGAAAAACAGCGAGAAUCGCAAAUUGCGGCGUUCGAAAGAGAAAAAAGUAGAAGCUGUUGACAAUGAAAACAUCAGCGAUGAGGGGAACGAAAAGGAAAAUGAUGAGGGGAAGUCGGAAGAACAAAACAAGAAGGGCUUUUUGUCGAGAGAAAGAAAGAAAAGCAAGUACUUGUCGCCUCCUUUCACUACUUCAAUUACGCUUACAAAGGGAAGAGUGAAACUAGAAGCUAGAAGUGCUGGCCCACUUUCUCCUCGACUUUCGAAAUGUAACGGCAAGGCACUUCAAGAGUUGGAGCUUUCUGACAGCUUGAAUCACCAAACACAAGAGGAUGAGAAAAAGACUAUUGAUCCAGAGAAAGUUAAGGUGCCUUCGGCUGAAAUUCUGUCCAAAAUCCGCAAUGCUGCUGUUAGUCCACAAAUUUCUAGGGAUGGCACUUCUGCCGAUAAACUGGAAGACUUUAUUUAUGUCAUGAGAAGUUCUUUGUAUCGCGAAGGUUCGUUACACAAAGUGUACAACAAAAGUCGACGUGGAAGGAAGAGAAAUAAGCCGGAAUCUGAACCUGAUCAAUCUGCUCACAUAACACCGAAUGAAGAUUCUGAACCAGCUAAGAAAAGAAAGAAGAUAGCCACAAGCAUGUCAGAAGGGAAGAAGAAGGCUCGUGAAGCCGAGACAAGUGACAAGAAAGACAUCGAUGAAAAAUCUUUGCCAGCUGUGCUUUUUGUGUCAUUUUGGCCCGGGUCCACCCUACCUUCAACAUCUGAUCUUGUGGCAGUGUAUCAGAAGUUCGGAGCUCUGAAUGAAGAAGAAACCAAUAUGUUCCGUAAUAAUUAUACUGGUCGAGUUUCUUUCCUAAGAACUCGUGAUGCUGAAAAGGCAUUGAGCGAAUCGCAAAAGAAAAACCCGUUUGAACCUUCAGAAGUAACUUUUCAGCUUCAGUAUGUUUCUUCUGAUGGAUCCAAGUCCGGAGAACAACGCACUGAAAGAUCAAAAAAGAAGUUCAAACCUUCACAAGACAAGAAGAAAGACAAGACUCCAACUCCAACUCCGACUCCGAUUCCAACCACACAUUCUCUGACAUAUGGUAACGAGGCAUCGAAACUGAACUUCAUAAAAGAAAAACUUCAAGGUCUGGUCACAAUGCUCGAUUCAUCCGACGACAAAUCACCUGAUUUCAAGACAAAGAUAGAGAGCGAGGUGAAAGGUCUUUUGGAGGACGUGAACAACAUGGUUGAAUCUUCUUCGUCGUGAAAAUCACAUUGGUGAGUGGUGAUUGUGUAGUUGCCGAGUAACAAUCAAGAUAGGUUUAUCAGAGUGAGAGUCUUUUUUACUAUGCUAUAUACAAUAUCAGGUUAUAUGUUAUUGAUCAUGAAACCAUUUGCAUGAUUCGUCUUUAUAGAGAGAUUAAUAUCUUUUAAGAUUACUCAGGCUCUUAGUUUGUAGUGAUACAUGCAUACAGCUUUUAAGGAUUUGAAAUAUGCUGGUUUAAUCAAAUCACUAUUGUGUUACUGUUA